CCUUUUUGGCGGGAAUGGGUCCCAUUCCAUCCUCUUCUCCUCUUAAAUACUAAUCCUCAACUUCCUCUAUAAUGGCCACUCUCCGCCGUCGCCGUUGCCGUCGCCGUCAUCAUGUUCUACCAUAGUUUUAUCUCUGCCUCUUUUCACUAGCCAAAACCCACAUUCAGACAACAGAGGCCAAAAUGAUGAUGCCCACAUUUUCCUUUCUGUUGCCACUCUCCUUUUUCUUCACGGCCGCCUUUUCCCUUACCCCUGACGGUAUCGCACUCCUCUCAUUGAAAUCUGCUGUUGACGAUGGCGGCGGCAAUGCCUUAUCUGACUGGAACGAGAGCGACAGUAACCCGUGUCACUGGACCGGGAUUUCCUGCAUGAAUAUCUCAAGUUUUUCUGAGUUACGAGUUGUCGGAAUCGCUGUUUCCGGCAAAAAGCUCCGAGGUUAUAUUCCGUCGGAGCUCGGAACUCUGACAUAUCUCCGCCGACUCAACCUUCACGGCAACCAUUUCUAUGGCUCAAUUCCUGACCAGCUCUUCAACGCUUCUUCACUCCACAGUGUAUUUUUAUACGGUAAUAAUCUAUCAGGUCAUCUUCCUCCCUCACUCUGUAAACCCCGUCUCAUUCAGAACAUUGAUUUCUCGAAUAACUUCCUUUCCGGCGAGAUCCCCAAAUAUCUUGGCAGUUGCCGGAAGUUACAGAGGCUAAUCUUGUCCCGGAAUGAGUUUACCGGCCAAAUUCCCGACGGAAUUUGUUCGGAAUUGAGUAAUUUGAUUCAAUUGGAUCUAUCAUCUAACAAUAUCACCGGUUUCAUUCCGGGAGAUAUAGGAGAUUUGAAAUCUCUUUCAGGAACACUUAAUCUCUCCUUCAACCAUUUAUCCGGAAUGAUUCCCAUAUCCGUGGGUAAUUUGCCCCUCACAGUCAGUUUCAAUUUCCAAAACAACAAUCUCAGCGGCGAAAUCCCUCAAACGGGUUCAUUUUCAAACCAGGGUCCAAUUGCUUUUCUCAAUAAUCCAUUCCUAUGUGGGUUUCCUUUGCAGAGAACUUGCCAAAUCAACAGUACUGAAAUUGAUCAGACCGUAAACAACAGUUCUACUACGAGUAAGAGACGUCUGAGUCCCGGCUCCAUCGUGUUGAUAGCAGCCGCUGAUGCAGCCGUAGUGGGUUUUAUCGGUCUGGUUAUAAUCUAUCUAUACUGGAAGAAGAAAGAUAACCAUGUUUGUAGCAGUUCGAGUGUAAAUGAGAAUAAAUCCCCAUUCUGUCCAUGCAGUCGGUUUCCGAAUCCGGCUUCAGAAGUGGAAUUGGAGAAAGGCGGCGGCAGUGGCAGUGGGAGUGGAAGAAUUGAAGGUGGUCGGGAGGCUGAACUUGUAACGAUUGAUAAGGGUUUGAGAAUUGAAUUGGAUGAGUUAUUGAGAUCAUCGGCAUAUGUUCUGGGUAAGAGUGGAUUGGGGAUUGUAUACAAAGUUGUUCUCGGAAAUGGAAUGCCGGUGGCCGUGAGAAGAUUGGGUGAAGGGGGUGAACAGAGAUACAAAGAGUUUGUAGCAGAAGUUCAGACGAUAGGAAGAUUAAAGCAUCCGAAUGUAGUGAAAUUGAGAGCUUAUUAUUGGUCUCCUCAUGAAAAGCUUCUUAUUAAUGAUUUCAUCUCCAAUGGCAACUUAGCUUCUGCUCUUCAUGGAAGAACUCGUAUUCAACCGCCAUUUAGCCUUUCGUGGUCAAGCAGGCUAGGAAUCGCCAAGGGAACAGCCCGAGGAUUGACAUACCUCCAUGAAUAUAGUCCAAGGAAGUUUGUUCAUGGAGAUAUUAAACCAUCAAACAUUCUGCUAGACAAUGAAUUCCACCCAUACAUUUCUGACUUUGGACUGGGCUCUCUUAUUAACAUAACGGGUGCAGGUGCAGCCCAGCAAGAUCGGUGGAAUCCCUACCAGGCACCGGAGGCUCGGGUUGGGACUGGAAAACAAGCCACGCAAAAAUGGGAUGUAUAUUCAUUUGGAGUUAUGCUGCUUGAAUUGUUAACAGGGAAAUCGCCAGAAAGUUCAUCUACUUCCACAGAGGUCCAAGAUUUGAUAAGAUGGGUGAGAAGAGGUUUUGAAGGUGAAAAUUUAUUAUCAGAAAUGGUUGAUCCAUUUUUACUUACGGAAGUUGAUGCCAAAAAAGAGAUACUUUCUGUGUUCCAUAUAGCACUUGAAUGUGUGGAGAUAGACCCUGAAAUUCGGCCUAGGAUGAAGACUGUUUCAGAAAAUCUUGGAAGGGCUGGAACAUAAUAAUAAUAAUAAUUGCCUUGAGUCUAAAAAACAAGAUUCUGUACAAAGGUUUCAUAAUUUAAGUUGAAAAUGUAUCCUCCUUUUUGUUUCCUAGUAACCAAAUUCAACAUUUACAUUAUUUCUUUAAAACAGUUGAUGUACAUUAUAUAUUGAAGCAGUUGUUUAAGCUGAGAUCAAUGAAGUAGGAGGCUUAAAAGCAAGAACAGGGAGACAGGCAACAAUGUAGAAUGUGAUCUUUUGUUUGAAUCUCUUCAUGACCAAAAUUCUACCUUCUCCCCACUGGAGAAUCGAUACCAUCCUCUUCUUCUU
This is a messenger RNA of Impatiens glandulifera, 2561 nucleotides long. RefSeq names its product receptor protein kinase-like protein ZAR1. Bases 183 to 2252 code for a protein of 689 amino acids. The record is from RefSeq and is a predicted model, not a curated record. The transcript is spliced from 2 exons. NCBI's taxonomy places the organism in Eukaryota, Viridiplantae, Streptophyta, Magnoliopsida, Ericales, Balsaminaceae. Gene Ontology annotation, molecular function: ATP binding; protein kinase activity; protein binding. Gene Ontology annotation, biological process: protein phosphorylation.